This is a messenger RNA of Peniophora sp. CBMAI 1063, 1041 nucleotides long. The record is from the annotation of a GenBank genome assembly. NCBI's taxonomy places the organism in Eukaryota, Fungi, Basidiomycota, Agaricomycetes, Russulales, Peniophoraceae.
AUGAUAUACGACGUGACGCCAGAUGGAGGGGUUGCCCGAUUCAACAAAUGGCUGGAGGACGAACUGGCUGGCGCAGCGGCCAAGACACCAGCCGAAGAGUCUAUGACCGAGGACACCCGGAACAGCUUUUCGGUCCUUGCCGACAUGGAACGCGCACUGCUGGAGGCGAAGGCGGCACACAACGCCAAAGCUCCCAUUCUACGACUCCCCGUCGAGAUUCUGGCCGACAUAGUCUUCUACACGCGAGACGCGUGGCUAUCAAUGACGUCUCGUGCCGUAGCCUUGGACAAUCCCAAACUGUGGACGUCGCUUUCCGACGACGCUACACCAAGCCUUGCCUAUCUCCUGAAAGUCGCCCUACCGCGUUCACGUUAUAUGAAGAUAUCGUUGUCCAUACGCGUGGAUGACAAGGACAAGGACACCAUGGCACACCUGCUACGCUCACUACGCUCACUCGAGAUCCACGGCAAGAUACCCUCUGAAGAUCCCUCCGCAGGACUGAAUGCUCAGUUGAACCCGCAACACUACUACAGCUCUUUCCGGGAAUCGAUACGCGUAUUGAGACUCAACGUGUCCAACGACCAGAACGAGCGCGUACUGUUGCACUUGGACCCUUUACCCAACGUGCGGGAGCUCAGCCUCACUGGUUCCGCCAUAAACUGGAAAGGCGCCAUCUACCACAAGCUCACGAGGCUCACCCUCGCGCUCAUCACUCCACCGCCAAGCGCACCGCAACUGCGCGGUCUUCUGAAACGAGCGCAACGCCUUCGUUACUUGAAGCUGGACCGUACGCCGGUUACACCAGAAGCCGGGAACCCCUUUCUCCUCCCAGAUAACCUACAGACCAUCGAUAUCAUUGCUCCCGCCCUUGACUUUGCGCAAAGCCUUUCGCCUAGUCGUCGACUACCUAUUGCCUUUCCCCUCCGCAUGAUGAAGCCAACGAAGCCAGGUUCCAAACGAUCGCCGAUGGCUCGGUCACGAUAUGCACCCUGCUGCAAUCAGCAUUCAGUUCACCUACAACACCGUCGCUCUCGACGCUGA